UUGUGUCUCUGGACUCCAGGAGCGCUUCUGUUUUACCGGAAUCUUUGGGUAAAAUUCAGGUAUAAAUUAGAGCUCUCAUGAUUACUCAAUUGCUCCAUUAUUAAAAAGCUUCGAUUAAUAAUAAUUUCCUUCUCGAUUCCUCUGCAAUGUGGCAGAACGAAGACGGGCGCAUAUCAAAUGGGUCCAAAUAAAGCCCUCCGUUGUGUGGAAGCACUUCGCGUUAAUAGCGGAUGAAAAUGCAGUCGUCUGUCAGUAUCGCGAAACAGAACUUGAAUAUCACCACAGCACAACUGCAAUGCAAAUACAUCUUAAAAGAAGAUAUUCAGGUUUAAUGGACUCGCCCAAUAAUGCGAGGUUAGCCAACUAUAUGUGCCAUAUACGCAUCUGAGUAGCCUAGCUUGUCUUUGUCAUUACUUUAACUCAAAUUAUUUUGCUUAGUUUAUGAUUCCUGCAUGUCGAAGUAACUCUUGGUAACGAAGGUUAGCCCCGUCGCUUAGCUGCAUCAAUUUACAUAAUCACCAUAUAAUAUAAAUUACUUUUUUUAUGAACAUACAGGGCUGAACAUUGGAAAAUGUUUUUGUGAUAUUUAGGAGUUGAAAAUGAACUAUAUAACCAAAUAGAACUUAUCUACCAACAGAAUGUCAAAAAAGUCGGUGGUUUUGCCCUGAGUUAUGCCAACAGACACAAAGCAGUACUGAUGACAUCCCCUGCUUUUGCUCAGUAUCAUCUCUGUGGAAUCCAAAAUAUUUUCAUACAGUGGAAGAUUACGGUAAUGUCUUUUGGUGACCAGUUUUUGUUUGCUUUUCUCCUUUUCACUCAUUUUUGUUUAAUUUCACAAUACACUGUAUUCCAGUGAGUGCAACAGCAAGCAUAAUUACAUUUUUUUUUAAACAUAUACUAGAUUACACUGAAAAGGAACCACUAUUAAAAUCGCAAAACUUAAGUUUUGUUUCCUAUGACUGAGCAGUGCAACUUAUUGAUGGGUUGAACCCAGCAGUCUCGGUCCUUGUGAUGUGACAGCUGCAUGUUCAUGAAAUGGCGCGUUAAUAUUAACAUUACACAUCGUGCAAGAUUCUUUGUGUGUGUGGAGUUCACAUGUUCACGCUCUGUAUGUGUGUGUUGGCAGAUCCUCCGGUUUCCUUCUGCUGUCCAAAACCAUGGAAUGUAAGUGAGUUGAAGGGCCUAAACUGACUGUAUGAGUGAUUGAGUGUUCAACCUGCAAUGGUUGGUUUGAUUAGUGCCAAUUACAAUGUAUAUUCACCAGCGCCAUUCCUGUCAGGCUACAGUGGGCACGGGCUCACCAAAAGAUUGGAAAACACUGAUGGUCAGAUGAGUCUCAGUUUCGACUGCGAUAUUCAGAUGGUCGGGACAGAAGUUGGCGUAAACAACAUGAAAGCGUGGAUCCAUCCUGCCUUUUAUGAACAGUUCAGGCUGCUGGUGAUGUAAUGGUGUGGGGGAUAUUUUCUAGGCACACUUUGGGUCCCUUAGUGCCAACUGAGCAUCAUUUAAAUGCCACAGCCUACCUGAGUAUUGUGGCUGACCAUGUCCAUCACUUUAUGACCACAGUGAAUACCCACCUUCUAAUGGCUGCUUUCAGCAGGAUAACAUGCCUUGUCACAAAGCUCAUAUCUCUGGUUUCUUGAACAUGACAGUUCACUGUACUCAAAAGGCCUUCACAGUCAUCAGAUCUCAAUCCAAUUGAGCACCUGUGGGAUGUGGUGGAACAGCAGAUUCUCAUAACGAAGGUGCAGCCAACAAAUCUGCAGUAACUUCAUGAGGCCAUCAUGUCAGCAUGGACCAAGGCCUCUGAGGAAUGUUUCAGGCACCUUUUUGAAUCUAUGCCACAGACAGUUAAUGCAGUUCUGAUAGCAAAAGGGGAUCCAAUCUGGAACUUGCUAGAUGUACCUAAAAAGUGGCCAGUCACUGUACAUUAUAUUAAUUAUAUUACAUAUAAAUGAUUACUCGAUGAAUCGUCACAUUAAACAUCUGUAAAUAUAGAAACAAAUCAUUCCUCAUUAUUCUUUAAAACGUGCAUCAAGAUUAAUGAUAUAAGUACAAAGGUUUUUCCAUUUAUUGCAUAAUAUUUUUCUAUGUACUUCCCCAUUCCAGUCGGAAUGCUAAUGCGAGUCACUUCUCCUUAAAUAUGUCUGUGUUUUUGUGCUUAAGUCUCUCUUUACUCCCGGUUUAAGGAGAGGACAGCUACCUGCGCAUCAUUCACACUGUCUGGCUUACUGUUCCACUCUUUUUUUUUUGCCUAUCCUCCUCCAUUCAUCACCCUGUUUUGGUCUGUAGAAGCAGACACCCCGGUAUUAGCAUGCCUUGGUAAUAUCCCUGUUCAUGGGAAUUGAAGUACUUUCCUUAUACCUCCCACAAUCUUAGGCGGUUUUUAGCAUUGCAAGUGACUCCACUACCCAGAAAUGCAGAAUAAAAAGAAAAAACUGCUGUCUAUCUUCUCAGUUAUCAUCUUUCAUUAUCAGAACUUUACUCUUUUAAGUCUAAGAAUGACUGACCACCAGAAACCCCUUCUAGUAUGGAAAAGAAAAAAAAACACUUCAAGUAUUAAACAAAGACAAAACACUCCACACAGACAGAAGCCGAAUAUUGGAAUCAGUGGUGUGGAGGUAAUUCACCACAGAGACUCUGUAUCAGCGGGAACCCCCCUCUGGAGUGAACUGAAUCACCAUCCCAACAGACUCGGAGGGAGAGAUGGAACUCAGUGGGUUAUCUGAUGCUGGAUGUAACCCUGAAACUGAGGGAAAGGUCUGUAAAACGAGAGUCACCACCUCCUAGUCCUGCAGCUCUGAGAAGCAGAGAGUAGAAGAUGGCGGAAGAAUCUGUCGCACAAAAUAACUCAAGAAUCUGAGUGGAAAAAAAUUCCGUCAUCAAAAAAAAUAAACUGAUGUGUAAAUUAUUCUUUGGUUUCACACUCAAAGAGCCAGAUGCGGUUUUGGUGAAGGAUCUUCUAAGGGAAAACCACACUUGUGUAUGACAGGGUGGAGACUUUGCAAUUAAAUAUUUCCUCAUUGCAUCCCUUCUGAGAGCACAUCUUCCGCAAUCUGAAAAAGCCCACAAUGCAACGCGACGUCCCGGCGUGGUGACAAAUGACAGUCAUUUCAUCCCUGUGAAAAGCGGCUCACUGCAACCUGGUCUACAGAGAAGAUAAAUGUAUAAAUGGAGCAAUGGCGCGUACAUCCCCUCCACGGGGUGUCACAGGGUAACGACACGGAAGAAUGAAACACCUGAGAGCUGUCCUUGGAGGAAUCCUGCAGGGCAGUUUGUCACAGGCCAUUACGGAAAAAGCAAUAACCGGCGCAGAAUGAGGGGAGGCAGCGUCCGCGUCUCCGCGCGCAUCCCGGAGACGUGAAACGUCGUGCGGCGUAACCUUGAGAGUCACGCCGCGCGCGCCGAGGGAGCGGCGCCCUAGCUGUGAGGAGCCGCGGCUGGAGGAGGAUGCGCUCGCAAUCUCACUUCGCCUCAGGUGACCACAGUGUCCAAGGUUUUCAUCAGUGAAGUGGAAAUGAGCUGAAAACCUAAUGCGUGAAGAAACAAAAAUGCCACUAAUCAGAACUUACUUCCAAAACAGGGACCACGCUGGACUGUUUAUAGCUGCUGGUGGUUCUUUUUCUCUGGACACUGUUCAGCAGCAUGGGUGGCGAAAAGCAGUAUAAAAAUGGAAGGAGGAAAAGCAAGACGAGGAGGCUUGAUGACGAUGACCAGUACAGUGGCGACGUGACAAAGAGUAAAAAAACACUGAAGAAAACAAGCAAAGUCGACAAGAGGCCUAAAAGUGAAGAAAUGGAAAAACCGCUUAAGAAGGGAGAGACCCCAGAAAUUGAGGUCCUUGACAUCAAAAAGGAGAACUUUGAGAGAGCUCUUGGCCAACCAAAGUCCGAGGAUAGUGACUUCCAGAUGGAGAAGAAGAAGGGGAAGAAGAAACGGAAGGAUGAUGACUUCCGGGUGGAGAUGAAGGGGAGGGGACAGAAGAGACGGCGAGAGAGUGAGCGGACAGAGGGAGUCUCCGACCUGGCAGAGGGACACACGGCGGAAAAGAAUAGGAAAGUAAAGAGGGAGGAAGAGGAACAGGUGGAUCAGGCUCCUGAAAUGAAGAGGAAAAAGAAAGUGAAGGAUGAAAUCGACAUGGAGGCCAAGAUAGGGAACGAGGGGCAAGCAGUGUCUGUAAAGAGGAAGAAGACUAAAGAGGAGUUGGAGGCUGCGAAGGUUCUGAAGAUGAAGAAGAAGGAGGAAGAGGAGCAACAGCGAUGGCGAUGGUGGGAGGAAGAGAAGUACCCGGAUGGCAUCAAGUGGAAGUUCCUGGAGCACAAGGGGCCCUACUUCCCCCCAGAAUAUCAGCCCCUCCCUGACGACGUUCGGUUCUUCUACAACGGAAAGGCAGUGAAGCUCAGCCCUGCUGCUGAAGAAGUGGCACUCUUCUUUGCCCAGAUGCUGGACCAUGAGUAUACAACCAAGGAUGUGUUUCGCAACAACUUCUUCAAAGACUGGAGGAAGGAGAUGACUCAUGAGGAGAGGAAGCUGAUAACCCACCUGGAGAAGUGUGACUUUGGAGAGCUCUUCCAGAUGCACAAGGACAAGGUGGAGGCCCGUCGCAAUAUGAGCAAAGAGGAGAAGCAGAUCAUCAAGGAGGCCAAUCAGAAGAUAGUGGAAGAGUUCGGCUACUGCGUUCUCGACAGCCACCGCGAGCGCAUCGGCAACUUCAAGAUCGAGCCGCCGGGCUUGUUCCGUGGUCGGGGGGAGCACCCCAAGCAGGGCAUGCUCAAGAAGAGGAUAAGGCCAGAGGACAUCAUCAUCAACUGCAGCAAGGACUCCCACGUCCCCGAGCCUCCCAUGGGUCACCAAUGGAAGGAGGUCCGGCACGACAACACGGUGACGUGGCUGGCCAGCUGGGCGGAGAAUGUGCAGGGGUCGUGCAAGUACAUCAUGCUCAACGCCAACUCCAAGCUGAAGGGUGAGAAGGACUGGGAGAAGUACGAAGUGGCCCGGAAGCUGACGACCUGUGUGGAUUCGAUCCGCUCCCAGUACCAGCAGGACCUGAAGUCCAAACAGAUGAAAACGCGGCAGCGGGCCGUGGCACUUUACUUCAUCGACAAGCUGGCCCUGAGAGCGGGUAACGAGAAGGAGGAGGGCGAGACGGCGGACACAGUGGGCUGCUGCUCGCUGCGCGUGGAGCACAUCGCUCUCCACGAGCGGCUGGACGGCGACCAGCACGUGGUGGAGUUCGACUUCCUGGGUAAAGACUGCAUCCGCUACUAUAACAAAGUGCCCGUGGCCAAGAAGGUCUUCAAAAAUCUGAGGCUUUUCAUGGAGAAUAAACAGGAGGGAGAUGACCUGUUUGAUCGUCUCACCACUUCCGAGCUGAACAAGCAUCUCAGCUCUCUGAUGCUUGGGUUGACCGCCAAGGUUUUUCGAACCUACAACGCCUCCAUCACCCUGCAGCAGCAGCUACGAGAGCUCUCAAACGCGUCGGACAAUCAAGCCCAGAAACUGCUCUGCUACAACAGGGCGAAUCGAGCGGUUGCAGUUCUCUGCAACCACCAGCGGGCGCCGCCAAAGACUUUCGAGCAGUCCAUGGCCAAUCUGCAGGCCAAGAUUGACAGCAGAAAGGAGCAGCUGGCACAGGCCAAGGGUGAGCUGAAGCAGGCAAAGAAGGAAGCCAAGGAGAACUCAGAUAAGAAGCUGCUGGCUGUGAUGGAGAAGAAGAAGAGGACAGUUCAGCGAUGUGAGGAGCAGUUGUUGAGGAUGGAGGUGCAGGCCACCGACAGGGAGGAGAAUAAGCAGGUAGCCCUGAGCACCUCCAAGCUUAACUACCUGGACCCACGCAUCAGCGUUGCCUGGUGCAAGAACAUGGACGUGCCCUUGGAGAAAAUCUAUAACAAAACUCAGAGAGACAAGUUUGCCUGGGCUGUGGACAUGACUGAAGCCGACUUUGAGUUCUGAAGGCCUUUUUGUGUGUCCAGUGAUCACAUUUUCCAUGCACGAUACACUGUUUCCAGUUUUAUUGCAUUUUUAUUUAUUUUUAAACAUUUUCAUCAAUAUUUUAUAGUAUGAAAAUAUUCCUUUAAAUUCCUAAUAAAGUCUGUUAUUGAAGUCAUGAAUAUUGUAUCGAUAGGUUGUCAGAACUAUAGUGAUCUGAAAGCUUAUUUGAGUCUGUCAGAGACUCUGUACUCUAAAAUACUGUAUUCACUACCCUGCAGAUUUGCCCAUAUUAUUUUUAAAAGAUUUACACUGCAAUGCAGGAUAUUGCAUUUUACUUGAUUUGUCAGAUCUUCCCUUAGACCAUCAAUGGUUCAUAAAAGUGUCAUAUUUUUUAUUUUUAUUAAUUUUCCCAGUACAGAUCAUUUGCUACUUUUGUAGAAUAAUGGCAGGCUAAACGAUUGCCAAAUGACAGUCUCCAGUUUCAAAAGUACCAAAGAUUUAAAGAUGCACUGAUGGUUUCAGCCAAUACAGCAACAAUCAGCCAUCGGCUGAUGAUUACAAAGCCGAUAUUUAAUGCCGAUAAUCCCCUUAAAAAAUGGUAAACUAUAUUGCUUUGCACACCGGCAUACUAAACAUUUAGAAAAA
Molecule: messenger RNA, 6576 nt
Organism: Paramormyrops kingsleyae
Lineage: Eukaryota; Metazoa; Chordata; Actinopteri; Osteoglossiformes; Mormyridae
Source: RefSeq, a predicted model, not a curated record